UCCAAUGGACUCUGUUUGCAAGCUAAAUCCCUACAAAUUCCAAAAAAGAAGACAAUCUUAUAGCUGUUAACUAAAUAAAAAAAUUGGUGCUGCAACCUGCAGAAAAUAAACCUCUGCCUCUUCUUCAACAAUGGCGGAGCAUCUGAAACUAAGGAGGCCGACCAGAAGCCAAACCAGUCCAGACCCAGUGUUGGAAAUCCCAUCUCUAAUGCACUCCACUCGUUCUAAAUCUACCAACAACGAAACAAGCAAGAAGAAAGCCAACCCUUUUAGCCAGUCCUCCCUCAGAGGACUCGGCUGCACCGCAUCUGCGUCGCAGCAGGUAUCGGUGCCCGCCUUGAUAAGCUCGUCAGCCGAUUGGGAAGCCAAUAAAGUAAAGAAGAAGAAGAAGAAGAAGAAGACAAGCAAUAAGAUGCACCAUCAUCAGCAAGGUGUGGUUUUGAACGAAGGGAGUGGCUAUAACAUGAGCUGUGGGGUGGUUCAGGAUGUCUGGCGCGGGCCUGGAAUUGGGCUGUCGGCGGAUGCUGUUGGCUCUGUGGAUCGUGUUGUGGCUAGGAGAAAUGUGCCUGCCAGAGGGAAGAUUGACCUUGAAAAGCUUAACCACAGGGAGCCUUCUUGCACGGCAAGGCGGCCUGUAAAUCCUGAAAUGCUCUCCUUUCUUGAUUCGGAUUCGGCCUUCAUCUCGUCACGUCCUAAACCCGAUUUCUUUGGAGCUAGAUACUAUCGUCAUGCUCGGCAUCCUUCUCUGGAGGGGCUUGCUGAGAUGAUGAUGCUACAGAACAAUUUGAUAAUGGGGGCACGUGAUCGAUUCAGCGUCUGGAGGCUUGAUAUCGAUAGCAUGUCGUAUGAGCAACUACUGGAGCUCGGUAACAAAAUCGGUUAUGUCAACACGGGAUUGAAAGAAGAUGAGAUGAGCAGAUGCCUGAGAAAGAUGAAGGGGUCGAUUAUGGGAAACAAGUGCAGCAUUUGCCAGGAGGAAGACGAAGAAGAUGAAGAGAAGAUGAAGAACUAG
Molecule: messenger RNA, 1012 nt
Organism: Hibiscus syriacus
Lineage: Eukaryota; Viridiplantae; Streptophyta; Magnoliopsida; Malvales; Malvaceae
Exons: 6
Coding region: 131-1012 (293 amino acids)
Molecular function (GO): ubiquitin protein ligase activity
Source: RefSeq, a predicted model, not a curated record